Messenger RNA from Aspergillus caelatus, 417 nucleotides. RefSeq names its product ACT domain-containing protein. Bases 1 to 417 code for a protein of 138 amino acids. The record is from RefSeq and is a predicted model, not a curated record. The transcript has a single exon. Lineage: Eukaryota; Fungi; Ascomycota; Eurotiomycetes; Eurotiales; Aspergillaceae.
AUGUCUCAAGGCGAAACAAACAUUCCCACCCUCCUCUCAGCAAUGGACCCGAUGCUCGACCCCGAAACCUACGUCUUCCUCACAACCACCACACCCCUCAAUUCCCUCCCCCUCCACACCCUCCAACCUCAAAUGAUCUUCCAAGAAUCCGAAGGCCUGACUCUAAUUACCACCAAAGCCAUCGCCGAAACCCACAACUACGACAACUACACCUUCCCCUGCCGCAAGAUCUCAUUAAAGGUGCAUUCCAGCCUAGAAGCCGUGGGCCUCAUCGCAACGAUAUCGACGAACUUGGCCGCGGACGGAAUCAGCACGAACGUUGUCAGUGGAUUUUUCCACGAUCAUGUUUUUGUGCCGGAGGGCAGAGAGGGGGAUGCGAUGAGGGUUCUGGUGGGGAUGAUGCAUGGUGAAUCUUGA